Molecule: messenger RNA, 1839 nt
Organism: Penicillium nucicola
Lineage: Eukaryota; Fungi; Ascomycota; Eurotiomycetes; Eurotiales; Aspergillaceae
Product: NADPH oxidase family protein
Exons: 5
Coding region: 1-1839 (612 amino acids)
Biological process (GO): iron ion transport; intracellular iron ion homeostasis; copper ion import
Cellular component (GO): plasma membrane
Molecular function (GO): ferric-chelate reductase activity
Source: RefSeq, a predicted model, not a curated record
AUGCCCCGCCCUGUUUCAAAGUUUGCCGAGUGGCUUGCGAGGGCUCCUAUCCAAGAUAAAUUCGGUCUUUGCGGACUCCUCGCUCUUUUAUGCUGGAUAUCGUAUAGCCUUGGACUCAGAUUUAGCUAUUUACCACUGAGGUUACAAAGCGCCGUAUCCUGGAGACGCUUCUUCCAGGCGCCAACACCAGACGUGCUCCAGUCGCUGGAUAUCCCGUCAUACUCGCAAGGGGGCAUACUUGCAACCCUGGUGAUUGCCAACGUCAUUGUAAUCACCUUUCAUACUCAAAGCUGGGCGGAUGUGCACAGGCGAGCCGGAUGCCUGGCGGUCACACACCUUGUUCCCCUCUACUCCGGGUUCAGCUUCAGCCUUCCGGCCCACAUUUACCGUAUCGAACGGGGCACGUUUCAGUGGGCCCACCGGUGGCUAGGCCGCAUUUGCGUGCUACAUUGCCUUCUUCAUGGGUCCAUCUUGAUCACAAUGGCUCGAAAUACCAUGUUUGGAGCUCCCCUCGUCCUUCCACUCCUGGCCGGAUGCAGUCUCAUCUCAAUCAUGCCUUGGACGCUUGCUGGAAUUCUUCGACGGUGGCCGCAACUCGGCCUCGAGGUCCAUUAUGUGCUAGCUUCGAUCGCCACCGGCGCCCUUUUCUACCAUUUGAUCGACCGAGCAUCAUCCUACCGCUGGGUUUUACUGGGUGGUAUUUGCGCUGGAUGUGCCUGGAGUGCCGUCACUUGCCUGCACAGCAUGUGGGUCCAUAGGUCGUGGCGUAUCACCGCUCGAAAAGCCCUCGCGCGGUCUUCCAACCGGCUGUUAUGGCUUGAUAUUGUGGUUCCAGUAGAGUGGGUGGCUCGACCGGGGCGGUAUGUGCAGCUCUGGAUGCCACGCUUGGGAGUCAGAUCCUGCUUGCAGCUUCCUGCAUUUCACGUGGCUUCGGUGGCUACAGUGCAAAACCCUCCAGAAGCACCAACUCGUCUGCUACACAUAGUGACCCGACCUGGGCAGGGUGUGACUGGUAGGAUCGCACAAGCUGCGGAUCGUGCGCACUCCACAAUUCAUUUUCCAGUGUGCGUGCUGGGUCCUUACGGGCACCCACCUUACCUGGAACAGUACGGGACCGUCGUGUUUGUACUUGAAGACAUUGGACUCUUCCGUGCGUUGCCGUUCAUACGACACCUCGUUGAAGAAAGCCGAAGCCGGAAGAAUACGGUGCGACGGCUACAAGUUCUGUGGCAAGUUAAGCUGCAAAACUUCAACCAUCCCCAUUGGGUAGGGAACGAAAUAUCGCAAAUCCUCGAGCUUGACCGUAUGUUUGACCGAGACGAUUGUCCCGAGCAUAAACAUCGAGAUGACCGGGGAUUUGAUAUCCUGCAAUUCACCACGCAUAUUCUAGGCACUCAGCCCGCGGACCAGAUUCGUUACCGCAACCGAACGCGCUUGAAAGUAUGCGCAAGCAACCCGUUACGCGCAGCAGUUCGCCGUGUCGUUCAUCCCAGAAUGACGGGUACUGUUCGGUUAAUUGACCUGGACCUUGAACCCUCUGGCAACUGGUGGACUGGCGAUGACCCUUUCGACCAUGUAAAAUCCGACAGGAUGACAGCCUCGGAGCGAGCAGAAUCUUGCAGUGCUGGUACAAGUUUUGAGCCCACUUGGACGCCGGCCCCCGUUCCUGUUGCACAUACGGUCUCUGAACAGUCCGCGCGGCUCUCAGGAGAAACAUUGGUCGAUAUCAGACAAUCCUGGCAAGGCGAUGGGUCGGCGGUUGGAGGCCAGAGUGCCAAUCACAAAAGUGGGUUCGGCAGAAAAUCAUGGAGGGUGUGCAUGGCAUCAGGCGGUGAAUAA